Messenger RNA from Staurois parvus, 550 nucleotides. Lineage: Eukaryota; Metazoa; Chordata; Amphibia; Anura; Ranidae. The record is from the annotation of a GenBank genome assembly.
AUGUCAACAACACCCCAGAAUUGUCACUCAUGGACAGACUCAGAAUGUUUCGGAGCGACUGACGUGGCCGCAGAACAGUGAGAGUGUAGAGGGCCCAGCACAGGUCGCAGCUUAUGAGGCCAGUGCUCCGGAGGUCAUCCAGUAGGUUCGUGUCGUCCACCGCCAACCAUGCCGGUCAUCAGAUUGGUUUGCUCUCGGAUCGUUCUUCCUCUUCCCAGGUCACCUUCUGACACCUAUCAGCCUCGGUCGGUGGGUAACGGUCAGACACAACCCAUUAGUUGGCAUGGCCCGGGAUGCAAGCCCACUGAAAUCACGUGUCCUCUACCCUGCCCCUGUACCUUUGGUUGUUCCCGUCACCCAAUGCGCAGUAUCGCAUGCUGUGGGCUCAGACCCACUGGUAACAGUGAGGAAGAGCUAACAGAGGGCGGUCAGGGAAACGGUGGGAGACAUCCGGCCGUCUUUCACGCGAGCCAUGCUCGAACGUCGUAGAGGUCGAGGAGAGUGGUCUCCGGGUAGACCGGUCUAGAGACCAGGUCUGUCUCCUGACCCA